AUAUCUAUAAUAAAAUCUAUUUGGACUUACGGAGUCGAGCUUUUUGGCUCCACUAAACCAUCGAAUUCCUCUCGAGAACGAAGGGAGUGGGGUAGCUCAGUGGCAGGGCACUCAGCUUCCAAUGCUAAAGGUCCCAGUUUGAGCGAGUGCUAUUUCGCGGGUAAGGGGGCGGCGGUGGUGCUGCCUCCGCACGAGCGGCUGCUGCCGUCCCCGAGCUGGCCCGCCCCCGCAGCCACCGGCUCCGACAUCCAGGCCCACCUCCAGUCCAUGUUCUACCUCCUCAGGCCGGAGGAGACCCUUAAGAUGGAUCCAAGACACGUUGAAUUCAAGUGCAAAAGAUUCGAGAAGCGAAGAAGAAUUAGUUUAGGAUCGCAAACUACGGAUGAUGGAGCUAAGUUUCUUCAGUCGAUGAAUAAAGAUAACACUCGUGACUUGAUUAAACAAACAAUACUCACCAUUAUCCGCUAUUGUUCGCGCUCAAAUGAAUCACCACCCCCUGGAGACAGCUCUCACUCCACGGGUCAUGGGCACCGGGUCUUGUCUGGAGAAAGUCGGCGACAAUGGAAAAUUCAUCAAGAAAGUUAG
Messenger RNA from Nezara viridula (southern green stink bug), 585 nucleotides. NCBI's taxonomy places the organism in Eukaryota, Metazoa, Arthropoda, Insecta, Hemiptera, Pentatomidae. The record is from the annotation of a GenBank genome assembly.